Molecule: messenger RNA, 3033 nt
Organism: Lodderomyces elongisporus
Lineage: Eukaryota; Fungi; Ascomycota; Pichiomycetes; Serinales; Debaryomycetaceae
Exons: 1
Coding region: 1-3033 (1010 amino acids)
Biological process (GO): protein secretion
Source: RefSeq, a predicted model, not a curated record
AUGGCGCCAAAAAUUGAAGAAUUACCUGAUGAUUACCAUAAUCAACCUGAGCAGCCUGUUCAGGAAGAUUUACAGGUCAAACCCCCAAUUAAAAAGAACCCGUUUGCCGCAAAACGAGGUACAACGAUGAGAAGAAACCCAGAUGAAGUUUACCCAGAAAGAAGAGGUUUAAAUAAACUAGAUUAUUUGGGGGAUAAGCCACUUGACCUAUUAUUUCAAAAACUUGAAAAGAUUUUGGAGUCCCCUUACGAUGAGAUCACAAUUGAACAACUUUCUGAAAAGAUUUUCCAUGGCCAAGAACAAGACCAAUCUUGUUCCAGGUACAAUGUCAUCAAGUUUCUUAUGGAUCAAUUGAUCCAGGUACAGGAAGCGUCACUAGAAAGUCGAGUUGGAGAGAACAAUUCACUCAUUACAAUAUCUUUGCAUGAUUUAAAAACUUUUGGCAAACUUGUGAAUACCAUUGUCAUUCUUGGAGUUUACCCUGCAUUAAGUGCAUUUCAUAUAGGUAUACCUUUUGCAAAGAGGAAACUUAAGGAUACCACCGACAAAAGUAGACCCGCGCAUAUUGCAAAAUUGGAACCGUCGCCAGCAAUGGAACUAUUAUUAUUGUUAUAUGAAAAGUUUUAUAUCUUAUUUCAAACACGGUCAGAUGUAACGGACUUGUUGAGCAAAGGAACAGGAUUCACCGAUUUUCUCACCAUUGCCAUAGCUCUCAUCACCAUUCCAAGAUGCAACAAUAUCAACAACAAUAUUGGCAACAAGAAUGGCAACAGCAAAGAACAAAUUAUUCAGCAAUUUCGAGGAGUUGAAAAGAUUGCAGAGACCUAUGAGUUGCUACAAACAUAUUCCCUACUACUAACCACGCCAUCGCCGUCUUACUUUAAGCAAUUUGUGAUGCAGAAAAUUCAGACUCUCCCGUAUGAUGCACCUCGAGGAGACGGUUUGCUUACAUUGAUAGAAUACGUCUUGGGUUUGCGUGAACAAGAAGAUAUUGAUAUCAUCAAAUUCGACCAAGUGGCAAACGUGGUGCUUCUGAAACCAAAGGAGAUAAAAACGACAGAUUACUUUACGUCUAUUGGAAAACAAUCGUAUAAUCUUUUAGUAAAUAUUAAUAGGCCGCAUGUUGCCUCUUGUGUAACAUACAUCAUGGAAAAAUUGUGGGAGAGAAAUAAACUUGUUGUCAAUGACUUUUUCUUGCAGCAAAUAUGGAGAGUUUUUGAACCUAGGGAAAGGAAAAAGAGUUUGUCAAAUAUAAAAAAUGAAAACCUGUUGGUUUUAGUUUCAGAAAAAGAAUUCAACAAUGGAAUUAAUGUCCUUAUAUCAAUUUCUAGAAAAGGUUUGGAAGCAAGCUUGUACCAUGCAGUUAUGGAACCUGUUAUAUUGCCAUUGUGGGGUUAUUAUUUGUUUCUUAAAAAGAAUGGGAAAUCCGUGGAGAUCAUCAGCACAAUACUAACAAGUUAUUUCACUGUGAUCAAAGACUUUGAUGAAAACAGCUUUACUGGGGUCGAUAAGAUACGGAAAAACCUUUUGUUCGAUGGUGGUAAUGAGGAGAAAUGGAAAUACGAAGUUGGCGCAAAUGGGCUACCGCAGAUUGUUAAAAGGACUGCGGAGUUUACUUCACAAAGUAAGGAAGUAAAACUUACAAAGUUUAUUGAGGAUAUCGACUUUGCCUGUACAAACUUUGUAAGUUUGCUCAAGGAUGUCGAUGAUGAGAUUGUCCAUGCCAUAUUUAUUGAAACCUUGAGGCAAUGGCUCAGUGGUAACAAAGGCAAUGGUGCUAGUACUAGUCCUGGUGCUGGUGCUGGUGCUGGUGCUGGCGUUGGCAGCGGUUAUAAUUUUGUAUUGGGUGAGACUGGUCAAAAUCCAUUUAUCAAAUUAAUGGACUUGAAAGUGUUGGAGGGUAUAGGUCAAACUUUCAAGGAAAGUUUGGCUAGAACUCCGCAUGAGAUGUUGACUAUAGUCCAUAGUUUUCUUGAGAAUCUUCCUGAUGAAGCCGAUUCAAUGCAAGGCAUAAAUACUACUAAAGAUGCCGAUUCUGAUGACGAAGAUGAUGAGAAUUUUAGCGACGAGAACGAAAAAGAGAGUUUAUUACCAGUGUUAUUGGAACUACUUUCUGCUAUAUUAACCGAGAGUGACGUUGUUAUUGAUAAAUCUUCAUCCGCUGUACUACUCAAGAUCAAAACAUCACUUUCGAAUAUCAUAGACGAAGGUCUUAAUUCCAAUGUCAAGAGCUCGGCAGAGGCGCUUCAGCAAAGGAUUACAAACUUAUUGUCGGGGGAGAUUGCUACAGCCACUAACAAAAUUGAUGCGCAAAAGACCAUGUUAAGCAGGGCAAUUACCAGCUUGAAUGAUCCUCUAGUUCCUAUACGUGCGCAUGGUCUUUAUUUGUUGAGACAACUAGUUGAGAUGCGGAGCGAGGUGAUCUCGCUUGACUUUGUCAUUAAUUUGCAUCUAGUGCAACUUAAGGAUCCUGAACCGUAUAUCUACUUGAAUGUGAUCAAAGGGUUAGGUGCCUUGAUCGAGUGGGAAGAAAUACCCGUGCUCAAAAUCUUGUGUGGACUAUACCGUUCGAAAGACACCGAGCUCGAUGAGAGGUUACGAAUUGGUGAAGUUUUACUCAAAUACAUACAACUUGCCAAUGAGACAUUUGCUGGUGAGUCUGCUGAAUUGGUAGUGGAAUCCACGCUAAGUGUUAUUCGCACACACGAUGAGGAUAACCGAAUAAGAAUGUCGGCAAUGUCAUUGUUGGGGAUCUGUUGUAAAGUUCACCCGCUUGGAUUAAUCGGACACUUGGAAGCUGCUUUAGAUUGUGCCAUUGGGAUCUUGAAUCUCGAAACUAGCAAGGAGCAAGCAAUUAUGAGGCGGGCGGCUGUUAUGCUAAUUCAGGACUUGGUUAUCGGGACUUCGGAAACCGAUAAAGUUGAAUUUCCAAAGAAAUAUCAGAGACAGAUUUCGACAUUGUUGAAAUAUGUUGAGCACACAGAUAAUGAUAUUUUUGUUAGAGAGCAGAUUCAAAAUUUAAAUCUAAAUUGA